Colletotrichum siamense is the source of this 1587-nucleotide messenger RNA. RefSeq lists its product as uncharacterized. NCBI's taxonomy places the organism in Eukaryota, Fungi, Ascomycota, Sordariomycetes, Glomerellales, Glomerellaceae. The transcript has 3 exons. Bases 1 to 1587 code for a protein of 528 amino acids. The record is from RefSeq and is a predicted model, not a curated record.
AUGGCUUACCGGUCCAACGAGUUCGAAGACCGUUUUUACGAGCCCCGCCGCGAGAGGGAUUCCUCGAGCCGAGUCGCAUUCAAUGACGUCGAAGUCCGCGACAGGCCUCGUGAGCGCGAGGGCGACCGCCUCCGCUUCUUGCGUGAAGAGCGCGCUCCCGAGGCUGGUGCCAUGGUUUUGAGCCGCCGCGAGGUUGAGUCGAGAGAGCUCUCAAGGCCUCGCCAGCGCAGUCCGAGCCCUGUUUACCGCGAGCGUGUCAUUCGUAGGGCUCGCAGCUCGUCUCCCCCGCACCAUCACCACCACGACCAAGAGCUUGAGCGGUCAAGAGUCCGCAUCUCUGAGCGCGAACGGGAGGUUCGCAGCCCUUCUCGCGGCCCUCCUCCCGAGCUGAUCCGCGCUCGUUACGUUGAGCGACAACGCUCGCCAUCUCCUCCACCUCCGGCCAGAGAACGCAGCCGUGUUGGUGUGCGCAUCGUGGAAAAGGAAAGAGAGCGGAUCCCGUCUCCUUCGCCCUCGCCUCCACCUGCACCUGCCCCUCCUCAGGUCAUUCGUGGACCGACGAUUGAGAGAGAAGUCAUUACUCACUACCGCGAUAUUGACCAUGGUGUCACUCGGGUCCCUAGCCCUCCCCCUCCUCCCCGCCCCGCACCUCGACCUAUGACCCGGACCGAAGACCGGGAACUGGACAUCGACAUCACGACCUCCCGCAACAGGACCGACAUCGACAUUCACCGAUCAACAAGCCGUCACCGCUCUCCCAGUAGAGAGCGCCGGUCACCCGCCUUCAAGGACAGCAGAGACCUUGUCAUGAGCACCGACCGCCUGCGUAUUGAUGACCGCCAGUACUUUGGCUCCCGCCGUAGGGCUCAUUCUGCUGCUGCCCGCACCCCCGUUGAGGAGGAGGCUGAGUACAUCACCUCCAAGAUUGACCAACGGGGCAAGAUGGGCGAGGCCUGGGGCGGUGCCACGAAGGAUUGGACCAUCGUGGACGUGCCUCCCGGAACUGAGCGCGUGCAGAUGGACGGCGUCGGCGGCGGCUCUGCCGAGGUGACCUGGCAGCGCUACAACGGAGUGAGGCGGGCCAAGUUCGUUCCUGAACGCGAUGGUGCCCCUACUCCCGUCCCGGCUCCGGCCCCCGCCUUGCCCUCGCCCAGAGACUCUCGUGAUCGUCUCAGUGUCCAGGUUUACGACCGCGAGACUGAGAUUGACAUCGAGAAGACCAAGGAGCGUCGUGCGCCUCCCAAGAAGCGUAAUGAGAUGUGGACCGAGAUCACCAAGGACCUUGUCAUUCGAGACGCCAUCAUCGAGUUGGGCUACGACUUUGAGGAGACUGAAUAUUUCUUCUACAUUAUGCAAUAUUUGAAAUACGACGACGUUUUGGAGCUGGUCAAGGUCUCGGAUGAAAUCCGCCAAUUCCGCAAGCACCGUGUUCGCGAGAUUGAGUAUGAAAAGGAGUGGCGCGACGACUGGGACCGCCGCCACGGACAUCACCACCACCACCGCCUGCCUAGCAAAUACGACGAUGAGCGGGUCUACGAGCGCGAGGUUGUUUACGACAGCGCAAGAGAACGUCCCAGACGGUGGUAA